Messenger RNA from Carya illinoinensis, 894 nucleotides. RefSeq names its product protein LYK5-like. Gene Ontology annotation, molecular function: protein kinase activity; ATP binding. NCBI's taxonomy places the organism in Eukaryota, Viridiplantae, Streptophyta, Magnoliopsida, Fagales, Juglandaceae. The record is from RefSeq and is a predicted model, not a curated record. Bases 129 to 542 code for a protein of 137 amino acids. Gene Ontology annotation, biological process: protein phosphorylation. The transcript is spliced from 2 exons.
CAGUAACAUUCUUUUGGUUUCCAAUUUCAGAGCCAAAGUUUGCAAUUUUGGACUGGCAAGAACAAUGGAGAAUCAAAGACGACAGAGGACUCCAACUGACCAGACAUGUGGUCGGUACUCAAGGUUACAUGGCGCCGAAGUACAUCGAGAACGGAGUGAUUACUCCUAAGCUAGAUGUGUUCGCGUUUGGGGUUGUCGUAUUGGAGCUCUUAUCCGGAAGAGAAGCCGCUGCUGCCGGCAAGGAUGGAGGAGAUCGUGAGGAAUUACCAUUUGCAUCCAUAAGACUGGUUCUUGAAGGAGACAAUGUCAGAGAUAAACUGCGAGAAUUUGUUGAUCCUUCUCUUGGGCAUGAGUACCCUCUGGAUUUAGCCUUCUCCAUAGCCCAGCUUGCUAAAAACUGUGCUGCGCAUGACCUCAACUCUCGCCAGGCCAUGGCAGAAGUUUUCAUGACUCUGUCCAAGAUUUUGUCGUCGUCAUUGGACUGGGAUCCAUCUGAUGAGCUCAAACGUUCCACAUCAAUUGGUCAAACUCAUUCUAGAUAGAGGGCAAUUGGAAUGGCAUAUGCUCUUGCGCUCCAGAUUGAGAUGCAUAAAGCCCUGCUGUAAUCCUGUCGGGAAAUUCCAUGAUUAAUUUACUGAUCAUGAUGCAUACAUAAUAAUGGAACGUAGUAUUUGUUCUCUCUCCCUGGUUUCCAACUUAGGAUGAGGUUCUAUUCAAGUGUAUGAAUAUGAAUAUCAUGUUCUUAAUGCUUUCAAAAACAUUUUAAUCAGAUUAUUGUAUUUCAUAUCUCAUGUCCCUCCUUGACCUUCCAAAAUGGUUCAGUGAGAUGCAACUGGGUAGACAAUUGUAUUGUGCACAGAGAAUUUUUUUUUUUUUUUUUUUUUUUCCGUUUUU